AGGAACGACGGAGACUGAGCAGCGACCGUUCACCUACCACUGAAUAUCGACCGCUCAGUACACCAACCGUCCACGUAUCAUCAUCUCCCGCCUGUUGCCGCGCCCCGUCACGGCUUCGACCACAUACUCUCUCCAACCAAUGUCGACCCGUACCAGCACCCUGCAAAGAAGCGGCGCUAUUCAGAUGAACGGGAAAGAGAGGUGGAAAGGGAGAGGGAACGACAGCGAGAGCAAGAAAGAGAAAGAGAACGGCAACGAGAACGAGAGCAGGAGAGAGAACGGCAACAACGAGAGGAGCGACUGCUGCACGAGCGAGAACGGAUGGCAAUGGGCCAGAUUGGCUUUGGGAGAUCAGGCCAUGAGUACCAGCCACUCAGUCCCGCCGUUCCCGGUCCUUCUUUGAGACAAAGUCCCGCCCUUUCUUCUAAUUCAGCAUGCAGUCCCGCCCUUUCUCUCUCAAACAUCACAAGUCCUACCCUCCGCUCAUCGCGCCCGACGUCGUCCCGCGACUCCUUUCCACCGUCUUCAUCGUUUGCCCCGACAUUCCCACCAUCUGUCCGUGAUCCGACCUUGCGAGUCACCAGCCCCUCAAUCUUCCCUCAAUCUUUCUCAUCCCGGGACCGUGUAACCAGCCCCUCAGUCUUGCACUCUCGUGAAACCAUCGUACGCAGCCCGCCCACGUUUCAACAACAACACCAUGCCUUCGCCAUCCCACCGUUAUCACACAGAGAGGCCAUUCCCGUCCAGAGAGACUCUAGAGACAUGUUGGUCCAUAGAGACUCAAUACCGUCUCAGUCCACAUCCCACACGGAUUCUGUUACCAUGCGAUCCCGGAGGGACUCUAUGGGCUCUAUUCCGAUAUCGUCUCACUCUCAGAGGGAAGUCGCCUCAAGGGAAGCCCUUGGUAGGGAUCCGAUGUCUCACACGGAUUAUCGAGCUCGUAGGGAUUCCAUAGGCUCUCAUCCAUCGCAGGUCAUUCCGUCGUCCCAACCUUCGCAUAGGGAUUCCUUGGCACAGAUCCCAACACACAGGGAGUCUUUACCGUCUCAUCGCGAUUCACUUUCCUCCCACCGCGACUCUAUCAUCACUCAUGCUCAUCGAGACUCAAUAUCCUCUCAAGAAGGUAUUCCCCGAAUACACAGGGACUCGAUAUCUUCGCUAUCAUCUCAUUCAUCCAAUCAUGAACCCGUCUCUUCACACUUGCUGCAUAGGUCGCCCGUUUUGCCAAGGGAUCCAAGGUUGGUUCCAUCACUUCUUACUUCGCUUGGCUCACAAUCUCUUAGGGAAUCGCUCUUUGAGAGGGAAACGGGACAGCUUCAUAGAGAGAGGGACAUGAUUUCAGGCAGGGAUCCGCGUGGUCGCUCGUUUCCGAUGCAAAUUCCACCAAUCUCCACCCAUCCAUCUAUCACACAUCACCGAGAUAGAUCGCAUUCAAUCACUGUCGCCGGUUUACCUCCCCGUGAAAAUGUCGUCACCGUGCCUCCCCGUGAACACGUUGCACUGCCUCGCGAACACGUCGGCAAUCGUGAACAUGUUCGCGAACAUGUCAUCAUUGACCAGAUUACCCGUGAACACACCGCCCAUACCCCGACAAUUACCCCAAUCCCUUCCCGAGAGCAGCAGCCUGUCCCUGCCUUCCCGCCUAUCUCGAUCCAGGAGCGUGUUACAAGCCCGAUAUAUCUCAGGGAUGGAGCUCCGACCAGGGAUCGAGUCACGAGCUCGAGGGAACACCACAACGCAAGUCCUAUCUUGUCCCGGGAGCAUGUUACAAGCCCCGUUUCAGCUAGAGAACGCAUUCCAAGCCCUCUCGUAGCCAAGGAGUACGUUCCGAGUCACCCGUCAGCUAGGGAGUCCAUUGUCGUACCAAGAGAACGACUGUCCAUUGCCACCCAUUUUGACCCGCUUCAUGAGAGGGCAAUCAGUCCUAUAUCUACCAGGGAGAGAGUUCCCAGCCCUACGGUCGCAAGGGAGAGACCUCCGAGCCCCGUGGUUGUGAGGGAAAGGCACCCGAGUCCUAUCAUCACCAGAGAGCGUUUCCCUAGUCCUUUGACCACCAAGGAUCGGGAAGGUUCAAGCAUCAUUCAACAUGCGAAUGAACGCGAGGAGAGGGUUGUUAGUCCCACUUCAAGUAGGGAUCUUAUGAACACCGAGGUUAUCAUUCCCCGGGAGAGACCAUCUAUCUCUCAUCCGGAGCCUCGUCGCGAGAAAACAAGCACAUCUAGCUCGAUAUCAGGCCUCUUACAGCGGGAUAGAGUGCCAUCAACGUCGUCCUUGACACUAUCUUUGGACAUGGUCCGACAUCCACAACCAUCGUCAUCAGAACGAAUCGCCAGCCCUAUAGCCUCUUCCCCUCCAAAGGAAAAAAAGACAGUGUCGCCCAAUGUUUCGCCUCCUUCCAAGCAGCCCAUACCGCCUCCGAUAGUACCUGUUUCUUCAACGAUCAUCCCCCUUCCUACGCCCACCCAAAGAGUCGUUAGCCCAAUCAUUCCUACUCCAACGAGCAUGACGAAGCGGAGCCCUCCAGGAAGUCAGACAGGCAGGGCUAUCGCCCAUGCGCAUGUUUACGGAAAGGUUGAGGAGCAUACGCCGAAGAAAGUCGAAAUGAUCGAUGAGGUCAAAGUGGAGCGACGGGAAAGUGUUGUGCCACCAACACCUGCACCUAGCACUCCUAUGAAAGACGAGCCGAUGCCUUUGGCUGGAAGCGAGGUGGAGACGAAGCAAGCCAAGCAUCCGAAGCACAAAGAGUCAUCGCAUUUGCACAACAAGGACAAGGUCACAGAGCAGCCACCAAAGAGACCAUCAUCAGCCACCGCUCAUAAAGAGAAGCUCACUCCUCCGAAGAGACCAUUGUCUGCCACCUCCCACAAAGACGGCAUGACGCACGAGGACGCGCACGAAUGGUUCCUCGAGCAUUUUGCCGAUUCCCCUGCUCCGAAGAAGAAGAAACCGAACCAUUCCUCAUCGACAUCACUUGAAGAUGAUCUUACGAAAGAGCUGGAGAGGGAACUGGCGGAUGUUGACACACCGAUGGCUGAUGUCAAUGAGGAGGAAGCCGAACGGAUGGAAGUUGACGUGGAAGAUGAACUACUGAGUCUAGUGCAGGAUGAACCCGCGAAGGAGAAGCUCGUGUUGCCGCCUGUUCCGCCUGUCAGAAAGGCUAGCAUGAAGAAGAAGGCUUCCGAGGAGCGCGACAGGGAGUCGAUGCCGCCGCCUGCGACAACGACUGUCAAGACGAAGAAGAAGCCCGGUCCUAAGCCAAAGACCUCGAAACCUACGACCAAGACUACCGCGAAACCUGGUCCGAAAGGAAAGAAGGAGGCCCCGGUGCCUCUAAAGGGCAAGGCUGCUUCGAUUUCGGUUUCUCGAUCGCGGUCGACUAGUGUCAUGCCUGGUGACGCGCAGGAGGAGGGUCAGGAUGAAAAAACUGAAGAGAAGGAGAAGGAGGUGGAGGACGACAAAGUGUACUGCGUGUGCAAGCGCAAGUACGACGAGGGCCGCACCAUGAUUGGCUGCGAUAAGUGUGACGACUGGUAUCAUAUGCAGUGCGUGAAUAUGUCGGAGCUGGAGGUAGAGCUGGUAGACCAGUUUAUAUGUCCACCCUGUAUUCAGAAAAAUCCUCAGCUGAACUUAAAGACGACAUAUAAAACCAGGUGUCUUAAUGGACUUGAUGAUCCUGACCCUUCGUCUACUGAGGCAUGCCAUCGACCGUCAAAAGGUGCAUUGAGCAAGUAUUGCUCGCCUGAGUGCGGUGUCAAGUACAUGCGACGAAGGAUAGACGCGUAUACGGCGAGAGGUGGUAGUCGAGAGGUCCUAUGGUCCAAGGUGAAAGAUGCAGAGCGCCGAGAAGGCGUCGUGGUUCACUGUCAGACUGGUGCUGUGAUGAAGAGCAAAACCAAGGCAGAGCGGGAGAUCGAACGCUUAGCUGGUCCUCUGGAAGCGAUUGGCAAGGCACGAGCAGGAUUGCGACGUGCGAUGGAGUGUGUUCUAUGGCGAGAACGGGUAUGGGAGCUAGCGUGUCAGCGGGCCGAGGCGGGGGGCGAUAUCUGUGGAUGGGAUCAACGACUCUGCUUUGGUGAAGAGGAGUGGGAAGAAUGGGGUGAUGGUGUUGAAGAGAGCUAUGCUGCUGAUGCCGACGAUAAUGAUGCUGAAUGGUGGUGUCCUGGUCCCAAGGAUUGCGAACGGCAUCAUGGUUGGCAGUCCAUUCGCCAGGACGAUAUCAAUAACGAGAAGACAAAAGGCGAAGAGGCCAUCAUGAAGCUCACGACCAAAGAGCGGGAAAUACGCAAACAGAUGGAGGAUCUCGUCGGGGCCGAGAGCGCAGAUAUUGACAGAGACGCCAAGCCUGGGCCUUUGAAGAGCAACGGCAAGGUCAUCAACGUCAACGGCAAUGGAGUCAAGAACGUCAAGGGGAAGGUGAAGGUGAACGGGGAUGACAAGAAGACUUUGAAGAGGAAGAAGCGAUGACAGUUUUUCUGACUUUACUACCUGUCCGAUACUUACCUUGUAUUUUUAUCUCUCUUUUGUAGCCCUUUGUCUUGUCGUCCUCCGCUUUGUUACUCG
Messenger RNA from Desarmillaria tabescens, 4560 nucleotides. RefSeq lists its product as uncharacterized. Gene Ontology annotation, cellular component: Set1C/COMPASS complex. NCBI's taxonomy places the organism in Eukaryota, Fungi, Basidiomycota, Agaricomycetes, Agaricales, Physalacriaceae. Bases 322 to 4464 code for a protein of 1380 amino acids. The record is from RefSeq and is a predicted model, not a curated record. The transcript has 3 exons.